This is a messenger RNA of Colletotrichum graminicola M1.001, 792 nucleotides long. RefSeq lists its product as uncharacterized. The record is from RefSeq and is a predicted model, not a curated record. NCBI's taxonomy places the organism in Eukaryota, Fungi, Ascomycota, Sordariomycetes, Glomerellales, Glomerellaceae. The coding region runs from base 1 to 792 and encodes 263 amino acids. Gene Ontology annotation, biological process: mycotoxin biosynthetic process. The transcript is spliced from 2 exons.
AUGGUCAAAGAGACGACAUACGACGCAGAGCGCAACAGCUCAAACUCGGAACUGGAAUCUUUCCUGGAUCCAGAGCCUCGUCCCGCAAAAUGGCCCGGAAAAGCGAGACCCUGGCUCUGGGAUGUUGCCCUGCUGCUCAUUGCCUCUGGCUGGCUGAUUCCCGUUUUCGCACCCUCACUCCCUUCCACCUCCUCCUCCGCUUCACCUGCAGAGAGUGAUCUCUGGGAGAGGCCUCACAACACGCCGCUCCCUCCUGAGGUCUUUGAGCGCGUCCAAAAGACGUUUGCGCCGGACGAUCGGUAUAUUGGGCCCUCAAACGCCACCCACCGCAACUGGGAUCAUCUCGUCGCCGCUCACGACGCUCUUUAUAUUCCCGAUGCUGAGAAGUACAACUUACCCAAGGGCAUAUAUCCUUCUUUUGAGCACCCAAACAAGAUCGGAAACGGCCCUCCGGCGUUUUACGUCGUGACUGUCCUGCAUGAGCUGCAUUGCCUGAAUAUCAUUCGCUUCCACUACUGGCAAGUAAAGGGCGUCACCCCCCCAACUCCGGGCUACUCUGAGGCCUCAUGGGAAGUUCACCUGGAUCAUUGUUUCGAAUAUCUCCGACAAGCCAUCUCUUGCGGGUCAUCAUUCGGUAUCGAGGGUGCAUCCCCGCUGGAGGACCCCGAGGACCAUAGUCACAUUGCGUCAACUGUGACCGGUUGGGGCUUGGAGCACACUUGUAUUAAUAUCGAAGCUCUGCGUGCCUUCCAAAUCAACCAGGAAAAGGUUUACAACAGUACGUGGCAGUAG